Molecule: messenger RNA, 4399 nt
Organism: Solea senegalensis (Senegalese sole)
Lineage: Eukaryota; Metazoa; Chordata; Actinopteri; Pleuronectiformes; Soleidae
Gene: slc9d1
Product: transmembrane and coiled-coil domains 3
Exons: 15
Coding region: 711-2762 (683 amino acids)
Biological process (GO): potassium ion transmembrane transport; proton transmembrane transport
Cellular component (GO): membrane
Molecular function (GO): potassium:proton antiporter activity
Source: RefSeq, a predicted model, not a curated record
AGAUGUUUAGGAAGUAAUUGGGAGAAGAAACUAAAAUGACACAGACGCUCUGAUACUAUAUUAGGAUAACAGAAGCACAGCUGCAUUGUUGUUGAGUCAUGGCGACAUAAUGGGUCUCGAGGAGGAACCGCGGACUUUGUGUGUUUCUUUGCUAAGGUUAGCAAAGUUGUGCUAGCUUUAUCCCUCUGUGUUAACGUGGACGUGUAUGCUUGUGACAGCUCGGAGGAAUGUGAGGACUAACUUGGCUUCACAUUCAGCAACCGGAGAGACUAUUUUUAAGUUAACACUCACACUAAAAUCAGUGAUCCGAGAGCUAGUUGUUGGGCUUACCUCGCCGCAGUUACGUUAGCCUGCUCAAUUUUAAGACGGUACAAGUUAAUGAAAUGGUGAUCGGCUGCGUUUACAUCAGCUAUGUGGCAGAGGAGGAGGAGUGGAGCUGCUGCAGCACAACUACAUGAUUGUUCCUCUCUGCUCCCUCAGUCGUGGAGUGCAGUAAAGAGCCAGGACACUGUACAUAUUCCUCAGAGUUCCUCUUUGGUGCUCCUCCUGAGUUGCUGUUCAUCCACAUAAAGAAGAUCAGGCAAUGGGAAGUGAAGAAAGCAGUAAUACAACAUCACAACAAUCCUCAUCUAGUGGGGCACUUAAGGGACAAGAGUCUCAUCAUCUUGAUCCACCUCCACACUCGAGUGAAGACAGAAGUAGAGGUUUGGAUGCAGGGUGCAUAUUGGCUGCUAUGCCUCAGCCUGGCAGGGGCAUCUGCUGUCGUGAAGAAGGAGCAGGAGGCCCAGAAUGCCCUCAAACAUCAUCAAAACAAGGUCGUCACAAUUGGCCACAGCUGGGUGUCCAGCAACUGCAAGCAGCUGGUGGCACUCCUGCGUCGGAAGAAUGUGGUCGUUAGGAAGCUGGCUGCUGCCACAGAUGCUGUUGGAAAAGAUCACACUCUUCCAGAUUCCGAGAGGCUUUUCAAGGUUCACACACUGGAGGUUUUUCAGAAAGAGCUGAAUGACAGUGAAAACCUGGUGUUCCAAGCAAUGUUCAGCCUGCAGAGGGCACUGCAGGGCGACUACAGAGAUGUGGUGAACAUGAAGGAGAGCAGCAGGCAGAGGCUGGAGGCCCUCAGGGAAGCAGCCAUAAAGGUGGAGCAGGAGUAUGUGGAGCUGGUGGCGGUAGAGAAACACCAGCAGGAAGCUGCUAAGAAUGCUUUAGCCCAGAACCAGUCUCUGUCCAUGCUGGACGAAAUCCUGGAGGACGUCCGGAAGGCAGCAGACCGACUAGAGGAGGAGAUCGAUGAGCAUGCCUUUGACAAAAACAAACAGAUGAAAGGAGUGAAUGUCGAGGCAGUUUUGAGAGUGGAGGAUGAUGAGGAAAAAGGAGGGAAGAGGAAUAAUAAAUCCAGGCAGAAUGAAGAGGAGGAUAACCUGGGACUGAGCAUGCUCAUCGAUUCACAGAACAACCAGUAUGUUCUGACCAAACCACGAGACUCCACUAUCCCGAGAGCAGACCAUCACUUCAUCAAGGACCUGGUGUCAGUGGUGAUGUUGUCCUUACCAUGUGGCUGGAUUUGCACUCUGGUUGGUCUUCCUCCAAUGUUUGGAUAUAUCGUCUGUGGGGUCCUGCUAGGUCCCUCUGGUCUAAACAGCAUCAAGUCUAUGGUCCAGGUGGAGACUCUUGGAGAGUUGGGUGUGUUUUUCACUCUUUUUGUGGUGGGGUUGGAGUUCUCACCUGAGCGCCUACGAAAGGUAUGGAAGACGUCCAUUCAGGGCUCGUGCUACCUGAGUCUGCUGAUGGUGGGAGCCGGUUUGUUGUGGGGACAAGUGUUGCAUAUUCGACCCACGCAGACGGUCUUCAUUUCCACAUGUCUGUCCCUGUCCAGCACUCCACUGGUGUCCCGCUUUCUUGCAGGAGGAAGCAGAGGAGACAAGGAAGGUGACUUGGACUACAGCAGUGUUCUUCUCGGGAUGUUGGUGAUGCAGGACGUUCAGCUCGGCCUCUUCAUUGCUGUCAUGCCAACUCUAAUCCAGGCACAGGGUGGAGAGUUGGACAGCCUCUUGUUAGGAAGUGUCCAUGUGCUGUACCUGCUGGCUCAGGUCCUAGCAUCUCUGGCUGCUGUGCUGCUGCUGUGUUUGCUGCUUAAAUCUUCCCUGAUUGGCCCUUUUUAUAAGAAAUUGCACGCUGAGAGUAAAGGCAACAAGGAGAUCCUGGUGCUGGGGAUGGCAGCCUUUGUCUUUUUCAUGCUGACGGUUACUGAUUUUCUAGACGUUUCAAUGGAGCUGGGCUGUUUCUUGGCUGGAGCUCUGCUGUCGACGCAAGGUCACAUGGUCACCACGGAGGUCAUUGGAUGUAUCGAGCCAAUCAGAGACUUCCUCACCAUCAUCUUCUUUGCCUCUAUUGGUCUUCAUGUGUUCCCGACGUUCGUGCUGUAUGAGCUCACCAUCCUGCUGGUGCUAACACUCUCACUUGUCAUCAUGAAGUUUCUCAUGGCCGUGCUGGUGCUGACAGUAUUAUUGCCUCCGGGCUCUCGACACAUACGGUGGAUCGUCUCAGCUGGCCUUGCGCAGGUCAGCGAGUUCUCCUUCGUCCUGGGCAGCCGUGCACGUAGAGCUGGCAUCAUUUCUAGAGAGGUUUACCUGCUGGUUCUUAGUGUCACCACUCUCAGUUUGCUGCUGGCUCCAGUGCUGUGGAGAGUGACCACACACAGAUGGGUUCUGCGAGCUGACCACAAAAGUCCCAUCACCAGACGGUCUUCAGAGCUUCCUCCAUAGUGAAGCUGCAGCAUCGUCAUGAGCAGUGGACGUUAACUCUUAUUUACCACUUCCCCUAAUCUUCUUCUUGAUUUAAGAGACUUACAUCUCUCAUUUCAAGGUUAUCAUCAUCAGCUACAUUUUCACCAGAGGUUCUUAACAGAUGCCUUCAUCAGAUUGCUGCUUGAAGGGAUAUUUUCAUAAAGCACAGAUGCAGAAGGUACACUUAGACCAUUUUUACAAUAAGAGGUCACUCGACACAUAACACACAUGAAUCCCAUUACUCUUCUCACAAACCAGCUUUAAAGCUAUAGUGUAUAACAUUUGAAUAUAAACAAAUUGUUAAAUUCAAACCAUUGUCAAAGUUUACACAAUGUUUCGUUUUUUGUUUACCUUUAUUUAACCAGGCAGGACAGAUGAGGGAGAGGGGAAAAGGGGCAAAUAAUAGUUAACAUCGUUUCUGUUCAUAAAGACCAGAGAUGGAAUAAUAACAUCAACAACAGUCAGCAAAAGUUUAAUGGAGAGCACAAAAAUCUAGAUUUCCUUUCAGCUCAGAUUCUUUUAAUGCACUAAAAUGAUAGAAAACUCUUCUCUGUACUUCUGUUAUUGUUUUUCUUUUACCAAACAUUCACCUUUGCACUUUGAACCUUAAGUUGGUCUUUUCUGUGAAGCACAUGGACCAAAUCUGAGGUAUUGAACUCCACCUCCCGACACUGCUCUUUAUUCCAGCUGGUGAACACAAUAACAAAUCGCAAACAAUAGGGCUGAACAAUUAAUCCUUUUUCAAAUCCAAAAUGCAGUUGGUUAUUAUGCAAUCAAAUGCUGCACUUUAAUAGUAAUAUAUAUUUUUUUAUUGUUAUAUUUUUUUUUUAGGUCAAUUGAAAAAGCAAUACAUAAGAGUUUGAAAGAGUUCACGCUCUCAUACUUGGAUUAUAGUUAAGUUUAUUCUAUUUUUACUUUUUUAUUUUAAAUUCUAUAACACGGAUAAUAUUUACACUACACUACAACAACGUUAUCUUUAGCUGGUAGACUCCAGUGUUGAAUGUUUGUCACAAAGCCAGAUUGUGUCCAUUUGUUUCCCUCCAGACUCUUCCAGUGACUCUCUUGAGUAAGAUGAAGGGAAGUUAAUCAUGAAGUUCUCUCUGGCUGUUUCCAAACUUAAGUUUUGGGGAUUCAAGGAGUGCAGUGACCUCUGACAGUUUGAAUCCAGGGUCCACUAAUCAUUUUUGUUUACUAUAACGGAACAGCUUUUAGAGUUUUUACCUCAAUUCAAAAUUAGCUUAUCAAAAUGAAGUGCAAACCGUUUAUGUGCUGUUAUUUAAUAGAUCAUACUGCUGCACAUUCAGGUACAAUAAGAAACAUGGGAUCUGCCAUUAAUUCACUUGCACUGUUUUCCUACUGAAUGUCAAAUUGUGUGCCUGCUCCAGAGGAAACACUCUGUCUCACUGAGAGGAAUCGCACUGUCAUGUCUCCUGCUGUAAAAUGUUCUUGUUUAAACAUUCAAAUGUUACACUUUCAUAUUGUCUUCACAUGUUUCCUGCAGUAGGUUAACAAGGAAGGUGCUUGAGUUUACAUGUAUGUGUGCUGGAGGUAGUGACUGUCAAAAAUAAAUGAUGUUUCAGUCAAAAUGUUCAUGUAUAAUUAAAUUGUAUAUAUCA